AUGCAAAGACAUGUUUCGUGGUGUGUUACUGUUGAAAAACAAAUCAAGGUAAAGAUCACAGAAACAGAACAAAGGGAAGAGCAAAGAAGGAAACAACAGGGAGAAAGUAAAAAUUUUAAACUGCUUCAUCAGCUUUUGUCAGCAGACUUAAAUUCAGAUGUUAUUGACAAUGUGAAUGUAGAAUCUCUUACACGCCUUUCAGUUAGACAGGUCAGGUGGCUGACAAAAAUGGCAAAGAAUGGUCACUUGAUAGUAAGAGCCAUUACAACAGCACAAGACUAUCAAGAAGGUUUUAUGGAAGAAAGUGAGGAAGAACUGGAUACAGAUGAAAGUCUCUCUGGGGAAGAUAGUGACAGUUUGACAGAGAAUGAGGAGCGUGGUGACUAA
This is a messenger RNA of Porites evermanni, 387 nucleotides long. The record is from the annotation of a GenBank genome assembly. NCBI's taxonomy places the organism in Eukaryota, Metazoa, Cnidaria, Anthozoa, Scleractinia, Poritidae.